AUAUAUUGUUCAGUAACCGCGUGAUCGUCAGAGUGUACACACGUAUUGUAAUUAAACAUGUUACCCGCGACAUUGCAGACCUCUUAGGAAUAUUUCGUGUUUAUAGAGUUUGUAUAUCAAACGUGACAGUUUUGUUUAUUAUUUGUGGAGUAGCUAUUUGGAGAAAGGUUUUGGUCAAAUUGGCGGCAAUUGAGGACAACAAGAUAAAAAACCGCAACGCGUGUGUAUCGUAGUGAAAUAUUGUGCAGUGCAGUGUCCCUCGUUCCUACUAUGAGAAGACGCUCGCGCAGCUAGACGCUCCCACGGUUACAUUAUUAUGCAAGUGCGGCCGUGCCUUAUAUUGACUUAGUGAGUUGACAUUUCGCACCAAUGCCGACUGAAUAAGCGAUGGCUUUAGCUAAUUUCACGCUAGCGGCAGCUUCCGCGGCAACACCGGCACUAGUACCUACUUCCGCGACACCAGUGCGUGUUGAUCUUGACGACUUGCUCUAUUCUCCAGAGGGACAACAAGCGGACUACCCACAAUCUUCGAAUGAACCUUUCGCACCGCCAGCUAAUCAGCAAAGGAGGUCGAAGCUCCGAAAACGAGCCGGUUCCGCCUACCUUCCUCCCCCGAACCAGUUUACACAUUACCCACACAAUGACGUCCCACAUAAUCCAUACAAUGGUCAGUUGCACUCACAGGUAUACCAACAGAAUACAAGACUUGACGUACCGAUAGAAAAUCAACGAUUGCAAGAUAUGAAUCGGUACGAUAACACGGGACAGUACAUUCAUGACCCCAGCGGGGACUACGAUUAUGAACAGAGGAGAAGUAAUCAAAACGGACAAUACCCAUCUUACAAUCCGGGUUACGCGGACUCGCCGUAUACGACUGCGACAACCCCAUCCCCUUCUAGUCGGAGAUUCGGUGUUAAUUCGAACCAAAAUGUUAAUAACUUCAAUUAUAGACCAGCCACUACGGCAGCGCCUUUGCCACAGAGGCCAAACAAUGAGGCUAAAACAAAAACGGGAAGUAGUAUUAGUGGUAGCAUUGGACAAAACCCACCAGAGCGACCUCGAGGGUUUACGAAAGUAGAAACUGGCAGUCCUGGCGGAAAGACGCAGCUCCAUGCUGUUCUCGAUUAUGACGAUGACUAUUACGAUGACGUUCCUGGACCUGUUUCAGAUUCAGAGCAACCAGCUAUAACACCUCUCCAAGGGCCCAUUCUCGUCAGGAAUGGGACAGUACCAGUGGUGCCACUCACGUCGUACCCAACGGUCGCCAAUGGGACUUUCUACCAAAUACCGAUCUUGUGGACGGCGCUCUCCCUGGCACUGGGUUACGAGUUGCAAGGCCAAAUCGUCAGAGGCAUACCAUGUGUCAAACGCAACUACCAACUUUACUGCCCGACUGCUGGUAGUGCGUAUCCUUUAGACAAAAUCGAGAACUUCAUAGACGAGAACAAAGCGCUAAUAAAGCGAAUGUACGGUACGUUCACGACACCUGGCGGUAGUAGGGUGCGACGAGCACCGGGCGUGCCCGACGUACAUUCAGGGGACUCAUUCUUCCGCCAUGUACGGCAGACUAAUACACCACUACCACCGGAUGCACAGAAUGUUAAUGCUACAGACAGAGUAGACGCAUGUGAAAGCAAGACGACUAUCACUACUCCAUACUGGGCUAUGAAUUCAGCUAGCAAGUUACGGGCAAUUGUCAACACUAUGCAUUUUGAACAAGCCAUUCAUCAAGAAGUAUGCAGUAAAACAACAACAUCUCGUUGUUCAGGCGAUUGUGGAUGCGAACAGAAGUACAAGUGGCAUCGCCUCCUAGCUUACGACCCGAAUAAUGACUGUAUGGGUAUAUUUAUGGACUGGUUUUUGUUUCCAUCGUGUUGUGUAUGCAGAUGCAAUCCUUGAUGCGUUUAAAUUACGCACACAUUGAAACACAUUUUGUUCUCAAAUCAAGCAUUUCCUUAUGGCCGUUUUCAUUUAGUAGUUAGUAAGACGACAAGGUUUUACUUAAUCAUAACACAUUUUAAUCAAAUAGACAGAAUAUUUUUAACAGUGCAUAUAUUAGAAAAUAAAAGAAAAAAAAUUUAAUAUGCUCCUAAUUAUGCACAAUACAAUUAUAAAUAUUAUACAUUUGCAAUAGUAACAUUGUAUAAACGAUUUUUCUGUCUUUUUCCUUCAAUUUAUCAAAAAAGAUGUCUUAUGGCAACUAUGGAAUGGCAACAUUGUUUCAAUUCCUACGUAAGUACGUACUACAUUUAUUUAUGUGUAUUUUAAUUUUGGAAUAUUUAAAUGCGCCUAUUUUAUUGCGAUAUAAAAUAUAUAUUACUAGUGAUGCUAAAAUUCCUGUUUAUUAAAUAUUAUGACGCUAAAUAUGAAUUUUUUACAAGAGUGACAUUUGUAGACAUGUGAUUUCACAUUUUGAAGAACACAAUUUACAUGAUAUAAUGUAAUAUAACGAUAUGUGACGAUUAUAAUAAUUAUAUGAAAAUUGUGGACUCAAUGAUGAAAUAAUGAAGAGUCAUUUAUUAUUUCACCAACGUCGAGAUUGAUAUAAAACAAUGGACCAAUCAGGGAGCAUAGAGAACUAGCAAACGAUUCGUAAGAACGAAACAGUAGACAUCCGCGACUCAUUCUCUAUAAAACAUAGUCUGAAAUCUCGCAUAGAACAUUUUUACUUUACUCAAUAGCAAAAAUAUUAUAAAUAGUUCUAUAUGCCUACAGUAUAUAUCUUACUUAUGAAUAAAAGAGACGUAUUAAGAGAGUCAACGUGUGCUGUCAAUAUCCAAAUAAAAUUAAAUCAAUAUAUUAAAAUGAUUGUUUAAGUUACCACAGUGCACUAUCGUCUAGUUUCUGAAGAAGCCAACAUUUGUGCGGUGGUUUUUUAUAAUGCAAACGUGCGCAUUUUGUUGUAGAUUUAUUCCCAUCUUAUUCUAUAAUGAAUAAUUUAGUGCAUUACUUUAAAAAGAAAAAUAAUUGUAAAUAUAUAAAAUCGUUUAAGUUGAAUAACAAUUUGACAGAAUUUAUCGAAGAUAUUGCCAGUCGAUAUGUCCCUCAAGGGCUAGAGUGGAUACCACCUAAUUCAAUUUUUACAAGUACCGAGGCUUAAAAUCGUAAGUAUUAAAUAGAAAAUUAUACUCCUACGGAAGAUUUAAGUUUUAUAUGAUCUUAGAUUUAUUGCCUUAAGGAUCAUCGUUCAUUUCACAUCUCAGCACUAGACCGGCGCCCAAGCUGAACAAAGAUUAGUUUUAAGGUGGACUUAAAUAAAGCGAGCGAUUGCAUCUUCUCUUACUUCUAUAAUAUUUGUUAGGGACGUGUUAAUAUUCCUUCCUUGCUCCGAAUGCAAUCGUAAACAAUUCAUAACAAUUUUAUACUUUAUCCUACCUAGUUAGGUUCUAGUUUUCGCUCGAAUCUACCAUCAAAGGCAAAAAGGACACCUAGCGACAGACGUAAUAUUCCUGGCAUUUGGCCACUAUUUAUUUUAAUUUACUAAUAAGAUACUGGAUGUUAUAACAUACAGUAUCUUCGUUUUUAAGAAUAUUUUCGUUCUUGUUUUUUUUUCUUUAAUUUAAUUACGAGACAUGACGAAGUUGGGCACUAAGUAUAUGUCAAAAGAACGAUGACUCUAAAACCAAUUUUGUUAAGGUUCCAAUGAACGUAGAUACUACUAUUAUAAGUAUUAUAUUAAGUGAUUUAUUUAAUAUCACAAUAACUAAUUGUCGCAGUAAUUAUAAGUAAUCUGCAUUCACUUAUUUUAUACGUUAACCGUAAGUUUAAAACACUGCCAUUGUACAGUUUGAAUAUUUAAAAUUUUGUAUGAUACAUGUAAUGCUAAUUUGAAUAUAUGCCUUGCUUACAAUAUUUGAGUACAUAAUAUUCAUAUUUUAAACAAUAUAGAUGCUUUGUGAUAAUCGUAUUAGCCUAAAAUACAUCAAAAUAGUUCAUAUCAGAGAUAUACAUAUAGAGGAAUUGUUGUGUGACAAAUAGCAUAAGUACAUUAUAAACAUGCUUUAUUACAAUUUCUUCAUUCUUUUUACAGUAACUUUUUUCCGACAUUUUUCUCUUACUAUAGUAAUUAUUACGCAACGGUAAGACUGCCCCGCCCCUCUGUUUAUCACCAUGUACUUGUCACACACAGCCGAGUUAUGUGUUUUGGUCAUGUUCGCUUUUCUAUUAUAAUUAUUGUUGACCUAUUUCACGGUUGCUGAUAAACUCUAUAAUAACACAAGUUUGUGGUUUAUUUGAAGAUAAAUAAUCACAGCUCUUCACAUACACAAACAACAUCAGAAUAAAUAUAGCCUUACAAGAUGCAUUAUAGAAAUUAUUCAACCACAGAACAUAUAUGGAAUUACGCAAAGUAUAUAUAUUUUUUUUUCGUUUUCAAAUACUACCUAACAAUAACAAAAAAAUAAUUUACCUAUAUCUAUAUAAACAGAUGAAAUAACCAUUCAACUGUUAAAAUAUUUAAACUGCGGUUAAACAACGUAGUAAAUGAGCAUUACUCGUUAAUUAACUAUUAGUUGCCUUAUUUUUUUACUCAUAUGUAAAAAAAAAAUAAGGCAACGCGCACGUGAUACCCUAGUGUUGCAGGUGUUAAUAGGCUUAGUCAUCGGAUGGGCUUUUUUUUUAAUGGGUGAUAAUGGAAUAGUAACCCCAUCCGCGCUAUUGGUAUACACCGGCGGGACACCAGCGAAGAAUAAUAGCUGAGGAUGAAGUAGGUUAGUUAGCCCGUCGUGACGAAUUUAAAAGAGAUCGACCUGAUAGGGCUAGCAAUAAUACUAUUAUUGCUAGCAAAUUCGAAGUCCAUUGCUAACAAUCCCCCCCCCCCCCCCAUAGGAUGGGCUAUAUACUAGAAUGAGAUUAUUUAUCAGCAACAUGUGAAACAACCCUAUAUAAUCUAUUGAAAUAAAUCAGAGAUGUUUUUUUUGCGUUAAUCAAAAAUAAAUAUUAGUCAUUUAGAUGUCCAGUAAUUAUUUUUUAGACUAUAAGAUCUAUUUUGUAUAAAGUAUUGUAAUAAAUUCUGAUGUAUAAACACAUGCUAAUGGAAUUUAAAAUGUAUAUUAGUUAAUUACCUAUAUCAUAGUUUAUUAUUACUCAACUGUAUUUAUAUUUUGUAAGAAUUAAAUUAAGAAUACAAAAUAUAUUUGUAUU
Molecule: messenger RNA, 5142 nt
Organism: Galleria mellonella (greater wax moth)
Lineage: Eukaryota; Metazoa; Arthropoda; Insecta; Lepidoptera; Pyralidae
Gene: spz3
Product: protein spaetzle 3
Exons: 7
Coding region: 388-1899 (503 amino acids)
Biological process (GO): regulation of Toll signaling pathway; central nervous system formation; innate immune response
Cellular component (GO): extracellular region
Molecular function (GO): Toll binding; growth factor activity
Source: RefSeq, a predicted model, not a curated record